CGGGCUAAGCGUACCGGAAUGGGGCUGAGGUCAGCGGCACCGCGGCCCACAGCUCAGGCGGCAGGGCGCGCCCCACCCGGCUGCCGGGCGGAGCCAGGGAUGCCGGCCUCUGUCGCGCGGCCCCGCCCGGGUCCCGGGCCGUCUCCCGCCUCGCCCUUUCCGCUGCUGCUGCUGGUGAUGCUGAGCGGCCGGGUGUCCGGCCGCGUCCCGCGCUCGGUACCCAGAACAUCGCUUCCCAUCUCUGAGGCAGACUCCUAUCUCACCCGGUUCGCUGUCCCUCAGACAUACAAUUACUCUGUUCUCCUUGUGGAUCCUGCUUCCUACAGACUUUAUGUUGGCGCCCGGGACACGAUCUUCGCUUUAUCCCUGCCCUUCUCGGGGGAGAGACCCCGCAGGAUUGACUGGAUGGUUCCUGAGGCUCACAGACAGAACUGUAGGAAGAAAGGCAAGAAAGAGGAUGAAUGUCACAAUUUUGUCCAGAUUAUCGCCAUUGCCAAUGCCUCUCACCUCCUCACUUGUGGCACCUUCGCUUUUGAUCCGAAGUGCGGGGUUAUUGAUGUGUCCAGUUUCCAGCAGGUUGAAGGACUUGAAAGUGGCCGGGGGAAAUGUCCUUUUGAGCCAGCUCAGCGUUCAGCAGCUGUAAUGGCUGGGGGGGUCCUCUAUGCUGCCACUGUGAAAAACUACCUGGGGACGGAGCCAAUUAUCACCCGGGCUGUGGGUCGUGCUGAGGACUGGAUUCGGACAGAGACCUUGUCAUCCUGGCUUAACGCUCCAGCCUUUGUUGCAGCCAUGGCCUUGAGCCCAACUGAAUGGGGAGAUGAAGAUGGAGACGACGAAAUCUACUUCUUCUUUACGGAGACUUCCCGAGCAUUUGACUCAUAUGAGCGCAUUAAGGUCCCGCGGGUGGCCCGUGUAUGUGCGGGGGACCUCGGGGGCCGGAAGACUCUCCAACAGAGGUGGACAACGUUUUUGAAGGCUGACCUUCUGUGUCCAGGGCCUGAGCAUGGCCGGGCCUCUGCUGUCCUGCAGGACGUGGCUGUGCUUCGACCUGAGCCUGGAAUGGGGACCCCUAUCUUUUAUGGCAUCUUUUCCUCCCAGUGGGAGGGGGCUGCCAUCUCUGCUGUCUGUGCCUUCCGACCACAAGACAUUCGGAUGGUGCUGAAUGGUCCCUUCAGAGAGCUAAAACAUGACUGCAACAGGGGACUGCCUGUCACGGACAAUGAUGUGCCGCAGCCCAGACCUGGAGAGUGCAUCACUAAUAACAUGAAGCUCCGGCAGUUUGGCUCGUCUCUCUCCCUGCCUGACCGUGUGCUCACCUUCAUCCGGGACCACCCACUCAUGGACAGGCCAGUGUUUCCAGUUGAUGGCCACCCCCUGCUGGUCACCACGGAUACAUCCUAUCUCAGAGUUGUGGCACACAGGGUGACCAGCCUCUCAGGGAAAGAGUAUGAUGUGCUCUACUUGGGGACAGAGGAUGGACACCUUCAUCGAGCAGUACGGAUUGGAGCCCAGCUCAGUGUCCUCGAGGAUCUGGCCUUGUUCCCAGAGCCACGGCCAGUUGAGAACAUGAAAUUAUACCAAGGCUGGCUCCUGAUUGGCUCUCGUACCGAGGUGACCCAAGUGAACACAACCAACUGUAACCGUCUCCUGAGCUGCUCAGAGUGCAUCCUGGCCCAAGACCCUGUCUGUGCCUGGAGCUUCCAGCUGGAUGAGUGUGUGGCCCAUGCCAGGAAGCACCGAGGGCUGGUCCAAGACAUAGAGUCAGCAGAUGUCUCUUCUCUAUGUCCCAAAGAGCCUGGAGGACACCCAGUAGUGUUUGAAGUUCCUGUGGCUACAGCUGCACAUGUGGUCUUGCCAUGUUCCCCAAGCUCGGCAUGGGCAUCCUGUGUGUGGCACCAACCUGGUGGAGUGACUGCCCACACACCCCGGCGGGAUGGGCUAGAGGUGGUGGUGACCCCAGGGGCCAUGGGCGCUUAUGCCUGUGAAUGUCAGGAGGGUGGGGCAGCCCGUGUGGUGGCGGCUUACAGCUUGGUGUGGGGCAGCCAGCAGGGCCCCUCGAGCCAGGCCCACACAGUGGGGGCUGGACUGGCUGGCUUCUUCCUAGGGGUUCUUGCAGCAUCCCUUACUCUCCUCUUGAUUGGUCGGCAUCAGCAGCAGCGGCGACAGAGGGAACUUCUGGCUAGAGACAAGGUGGGCUUGGACCUGGGGGCCCCACCAUCUGGAACCACAAGCUACAGCCAAGAACCUCCCUCCCCGUCUCCUGAAGAUGAGCGGCUUCCCCUGGCCCUGGCCAAGAGGGGCAGUGGCUUUGGUGGCUUCCCUCCACCCUUCCUGCUUGAUCCUUGCCCAAGUCCAGCCCACAUUCGGCUAACUGGGGCUCCUAUAGCCACGUGUGAUGAAACGUCCAUCUAGAGCUGGGCAAAUGGCCACUAGUGUAUGAGUUAUCACUGGAAUGAAGUAACCAUUGAAAUGCCGGUGGUCACUGGGCCUGGAAGACUGCUAUGGCCUCUCUGUUCUCUUUGAGUCUGAGUGAUGACUUAGACCUCAGUGUCUGCCCUCUCCAGGCCUGGAUGGGCUUGGGGCCAGACCCUUGCCUGAUUGCUGAUUCCCAUGAGAGAUUAGAACUGCUCUCUGCAGCAAAUUGGGGCUUCCUCCACAUCUGAACCCCUUCAGUCCUGGCCCCCUAUCUUGGGCCCAUUAGUUUUGGGGAUGGGGCACAGUAAAUAGCUAUGACUUUGCUUUCUCGUUGGGCCCUGUCCAGAACGAAGAGCCGUGAAGAUAGUUUGGGGCUAAUGUGCACUGAGUCCUUGGGGUGGUUUUGCCAAUUCUCCUGGUUUUUCUGAUCCUCUGUGGGGAGUGCAUGAUCCCCAUGUUGCAACAUGGAAUUUCUGCCCUGAAAUCUCCCCCAUCCCAGUUUUUCUUCUUCUGUGAAAGAGUGUGUGUAAAUACAUGGGUGUUCAUGGGAGACCUGGCCACAUGUGGAUGAAUGGCUGGGCCUCUGCUUAGGUGUAUUUAUGGGGGGUAUGGAGGGGGAAAGUUGGAUGGGGACAUUGCCUACAGAACUUUAGACUCUGUAGCCAGUGAGGGAAUGGCUUUCCCUUCUAAAAGGAAGUAAAACACUGCCCCUCUCCCCGUUGUCUCAUACCCCUUCUCUAGAUUUGAGUAGAGAAAAGCUCCCAAUGUGACCUUUUGGAUGGGAAAGGCAGUGGUAUAUGUGACCCCAUCCUUUCUUUGUUUUGCCUUCUGGCUGCUGCCACUGCCAUGCAACAGCUGCUGUUUCUCUGGCUGGAAUGCAGGCUGAACUCCCUUUCCUUGACUCUUUAAAAAUUAACUUCACGACAUUCUAAAUAUUAGGGGAUGACAAAAGGGGAGCAUUCACAGGAAAUGCAGCAUAAAGACAGGUUUGCAUCAGUGACUUGACUUAGGGUGACAUCCUUGCCCUAAAGCAAGAGUCCCCCACCUAGGGUCCAUGGACUCCCUGGAAUUAUAUGUGAAAUGUCUGUACAUGUGUGUCUGUAUUUUUCUGUGGGGAGGUUUUAUGGCUUUCAUCAGAUUCCCAAGGCCUUAACAGAGUUAAAAGACCACUGUCCCAGAUCACUGCACUUUGGCCAAGCUGAGAUAGUGCCUCUCCGUGGCAGCUCUUCCUGGCCUCUCUCCACCUGACUUCUCUUCACUUGCCCUGUGGCCAGUCUUUGGACUUGUAUCUUCUGGAUCCCUUCUUCUUUCUCCAGCCCUGGAAUCUGGGCUCUGUGUGGAUUUGAAGACACUGUCAGCUUAGCAAAUGUUGACCUCUUUCUGCUUCACAGCUCUCACGCGCUCUAGGCUUCUGCUCAGUCCUGGUGGUGGCCUGUGAAUGUGCCUGUUUCAUCCCCGGUGAGGGACCCCCUCAAGCUCCAUUGAAUAAUCCAGCCCUUCCCAGUUGAAGUUUUCUGCUCUACUUUCCUUGACAGCAGCCUGUGAACUACUCAAAAGAGUCCCCUUGGGUUUGGAAUUAUCAGUGUCUUUGCCACUAAUAAGUGUGUGAUCUUCAGCAAGUGACCUAACCUAGGGACAUUGGUUUGCUAAUCUUUAAAGUGGGGAUAAUAAUACCUACCUCAGGGUUGCUGCAAGGGUUAAAUGAGAAAAUGUGUAAACAAUAAAGCACUAUUUACACCAA
Molecule: messenger RNA, 4156 nt
Organism: Galeopterus variegatus (Sunda flying lemur)
Lineage: Eukaryota; Metazoa; Chordata; Mammalia; Dermoptera; Cynocephalidae
Gene: SEMA4F
Product: sema domain, immunoglobulin domain (Ig), transmembrane domain (TM) and short cytoplasmic domain, (semaphorin) 4F
Exons: 14
Coding region: 19-2412 (797 amino acids)
Biological process (GO): positive regulation of cell migration; semaphorin-plexin signaling pathway; neural crest cell migration
Molecular function (GO): semaphorin receptor binding; chemorepellent activity
Source: RefSeq, a predicted model, not a curated record